GUGUAAGAGGUGAAGUUUUUUGAUUGGCACCGGGAGCGGCCGUUGUGUGGAACGAUUUUAAUGAGAAGUUUCCUUUUGAGGAGAAGAAAAGGGUUUUGGAUUGGCACUGGGAACGGCCGUGAAGAGACGUUGGGGGGAACGACUUUUGGAGAAGUUUCCGUUGGGGAGGAGUGCUAGGCAUCGCGGGAAGAUGAGGUGUUCUUUUUGAGAUGUUUCCAAAAGUUCGAUUAAGUGAAUUAUUGUGAAUUAGUGAAUCUUGUCCGCCCUUUGAUUCGAGCAAUCAAAAUUGGAAAAUUGCGAGUUCGCAAGGUUCUUGUGCUGUGGGUUUACCAAAAGUUAUAAAAAUAUAUCAAAAAGUUUCUAAAGAAGAAAAAUUAAGGGGAGGCGAUUAACGGUUCGGCGGUGUAGUUCGUUAUUUGCGGAAAAAGCAGUUAAACGCAAACUAAGUGAAUUGUCGACGGUUCUAUAAUAGUAAUCUCCUAGAAAAUUUAAUUAUGCAACUUUUUAAAAUUAUCUCUACAACGGUCAAAAACUGCUGUAAUUAACAGUGAUUAACAAAAAAAUGUGCGAUUGGGAAACGAGAGGCUGUUUUGUUUUGUUUUGUCGGUGAAUUCGACGGGUUUUAUAUUUUACCAUUCAUUUAGUAAUUAAGGAUUUUGUGUUCGAGGAGAUCGUUUCGUUUUUUUUCAUCAUAAAAGAAAGUCGGUGGACAAGGCGCACAAUGAUGGAUUGUAUUGCUGUGCUAUGAAAUUUGAGAAAACGGUUACUAAUUUUUGAAAGUUUGAAUAUUGAGGCAACGUUUUGUUGACGCGCUUUACGUGUCGAGUUCCCGCCAAGCGGCCAGUUUUCUGUUUAUCUCAUUUAUUUUGGCUGCAGAACAUCACAAACAAUGCUCAUUUGACUUGUUCAUUUUCAUUUCGUUGCAAUAUCGUUGGAGUAGUAGGAUCGGAUGCUGUGGCUGUUCGAAGGGAAACGGCGGUACUAUCUAAAGUGGAUUGAAUGCAUUUUGCAUUCUGAAUAAAGAAACGAGUAAAGCACAACUACAAGCCACGCCGAGCUCGGAGUGAACCAUCGUGUGAAUUUAAGGUGCAUUUAAAAACAGCUACUCACACGUCCUAAACAGGAUUACAAACUCACUUAAUCUCACUAGGAUAGUUAAAUUAAGUUGCUGGAAAUAAGAAAAAUUUUUCAAAAUGGGUCCGCUUAAGAGGGCGUUCGUAUGCCUACUAAUACUCAUCCCAUUGGCAAAUUCGGAGCAAAAAGGCCAGAAAUCCCCACGAGAUGUUGGCUUAAUAUCAGGGAAAAUCAUGAGCUUCACCGGCGCUGGACAACAUGAUUUACGUGCCAAUAUACCUGGCGAACCAGGUGUCGAUUACCCAAUAUACAGUUCACCACCGGAUACAAGUUUCUCAUGUUUAAAUCGACAUGAGGGAUAUUACGCAGAUGUUGAAACCCGAUGCCAAGUCUUUCGGAUAUGCUCACAUACUGAUCACACAGGCAAAGGUUUUGCGUUCCUCUGUCCUAAUGGAACCCUGUUUAGUCAGCAUGACUUUGUUUGUGAUUGGUAUCGAAAUGUACCUUGCGAAAGUAGCCCAAAUUACUAUUUCAUGAAUGAAUUACUAGAUAAGUCUGUAAGUCCCCAUCCUGAGCUAUUAAUGAAGGACGUUGUCGCUAUGGUCAACUAUCCGAUGAAAGUUAUGAAACAACAAGAAAUUUUUAAGAAAAUCCUACCGCAGCCGCCAAGAAUCGUAUCAACUACUCCAAGGCCAGCUCCCAUAAGUUUCCCGACUCAACCGCAAAACUUUCGCAAACCACCAACUUUGGUACAACCAGUUAUACCUCCAGUGAGAAAUCCUUUCCAAACUGAAACAAAGCAGCCUGAUCCAAAAUUAUUUGAACCAGUAACUGACCUGCCCCACGUACAACAGCCGCAACCACUGCAACCUCAAUUUGAAAAUGUGCCACAUUCACAAAACAUUGAACAACCUCGACAGGAACUAUUUACUCCAGCACCCCCCACUAUUCCCCCAACAGCACCUGAAUUAACUCAACCAAUUCCUGAAAAUCAACAAGCCAUCAACCACUAUGAUCCAAGCAAAGUUUACAUUUCUAGUCUGGGAGAAUUAUCAACGGAUCCUGGAUCAAAUUUCGACCCGAGUACAGCCAUUAUCAUUCCUGACAAAUCUCAGGAACAAUCACCAAUAUUCACUCAGGCAGGAAAUCAAGAGCAUUUGCUGCAGGGAAAACUAGAACCAAUCCAAAGUCAAGCGAACAAAAACUUAUUAUUGAAUCUGGAAAAUAUUGCAUCAAGCAUACCUGGAAACAUAAACUCUCAAUUAGCUUUAAUAAGAGAUCAACCUUUGUCCGAAGGGGAAGUUGUACAAAUUCCAGGAACGCUCCAUGUCAGCUUGAAUUACACGCAACGAAUCAACACUGCCUUGAAAAACGUCCUCAUCCCAUCGACGGCACAAGACCAAAUAGCCAUAAACCCUCUUCUAUCUGGAGAUGGAAAGCUUGUUAGCGAAAUAUAUGGCCAAAAUCAACUCCAGGACAAUAACGGCAUUUUGAAAUUUGCACACAAUAUCAAUUCUGCCUUCCAGGUUAACAAUCCCGCUUUAGGUGAUGGUCAGUCUCAACAGGCGAUCGAACCCAAGGAUUUGCUCAACUCGAAAGGCAUUGGUAGUACAGGUAAAGGUUUUGGUUUCACAUCAAUCGAUACUCCAUAUGGACCAGACGGUAAAAUUAAGCCACAACAAUAUCCUACUGCGCCAGGACCUCAAACUUUGCAAGGCAUUGGCUUCUCCAAAAGCAACAUAGCCGUCUCAACACCAGCAAGCGUUCUUCAUACCCAAACAAUUUACAUACCAUCAAUCAACUUGAAGCAAAAUCCUUCUUCCGAGAAGACUACUGAUGAGACUGCAACAGCACAAUCUCCUUUACUACUUGACCAAAUUCCAGUAACCAUACAGAACUUACUUAGCAACGACGAUCUGGAUCGAGAUCAGCUGACCGCAGCUAAUCAACACUAUGGUUCAGAUUCAGGACACAACCGACAAAAUGGACUCGAAGACAAAAAUCAUGCUAAACGGGCUGAGAAUUUGCUCCUUAAAGGUGUACAACUAAGUCUAUACGACACGGCUUACGACCAAAACUUAACACCUUUCGACAACCAUAUUGACAUUACCACACCCUACUCGACUGAACGGACUGCUGUUUCAACCACGACAUUUGGAAAGACUGACCUAAAAGAUCAAGACGAUAUCAAUGGACCCUUUAAAAUCUCUAUCAACACAGAGGACAUUAGCCGAAGUCUACCCGCUCCUACUCCAGAAUAUGGGAUUUCAUCGACUAUUGAUCCUCUAUAUCUACGAGAUUCUUCCGGGUCUCCUUUGCUAGACGAACUCGCACCAAAUCCAAAAGGGGAUCUUGCAACAAAAGGACAUACGACCGAAACUCAACUUACUAUUGAAACCUCAACCCUUUCCAUACUUAGUAGCACUAUUCCCACCGAAUCCAGUGCUACACUGAUCGAAACAGCGACGGCCACUCCUUCGAAUAGUGGCCUUCCCGACGCUACUGCCGUGGCUCCGACUGAUGUUACAACGACUGAAACAGAUCAACCACAGCCUUUUAAGUUAAAAAAUCGAUACUUCACCCGUGCACGUAAAAUUCGACCGGGUUUGACUACGACCAGUACUACUGAACCCACCCUGAAACUGGAAAACACAAACCAAACUACUUUUGACUCGACCACUACAGAAGUAACGAACUUGUAUGGAAUUCGUGCGGCGUUGAGCAAGACGCGUAAUAAAGUGAAAAAAGUCAGGAUCUUUAAGCGGCCAAAAUUGACUUUUAUCGAGGACACGAAUCAUCCACAAAUUGUUAAAAAUCUAUCUAAACUCAAAUACACUUCUACUAUCACUUCUUCCAACACUUCUACUUCCUCUGCUUCCAAUUCUACUUCCUCCAACAACAACAUCAACAACACAGUAGAUAACAUCAACAGUAGCAUCAAAGAAAACUCUAGUACGACCAUACACACCCCAUUAAAAAAGUAUCGCAAUACAUAUAAAAAUGAACUGAAAUUACAGGCAUUGGGGCAACCAGUAACGACUAGUGGAGGCACCGCUACAUUUAAGCGUAUUACAAAUAGAGGACGACGUCUUCAAUCAACUACACACAUUAUUCAGAACUCGCCCAGUCAACCAAAUGAAUCAAACGGAUCGAAAUCAACAAAAUCAAAGUCGCCAUAUGUUAAUAUUCCAGGCACGAAAAUUUCUAUAGCAAAAUCAAUCGAAGAAGGAUUCUUCAGUGUAUCGAACUAUCCAUUGAUGCCUAAUACCAACAAAGCGAUGUCAUUCUCCUCCAUUUUCCCAGGCAUUAUUAUACAUCCUGGAUCGCCAUUCAUGCUAAGACAAAAGUCUGACCUGGACUCCAACUUCCUCUUCCCAUUUUCCACAAUCAGUCCAAGAACACAAUCAGAUAAGUCAACAACCCUGACGACUACAACCAAAUCCCCAAUAGUUAAAGCAACCAGCAGCCUCCUUGCUAGUACACCAAUUCCUAGUUUAACCUCCAUUCCCCUUACACAGCAUACAGCCCAAAGAAGAUCAGACGCCUUCGAUGAUGAUGAUGAUGACGAAGGCUCCUUUUUUAAAGGAGUCUCGUCAUACCAUGUACCAAUUAGCAGUGUGGGCCGACUGCCCGCUGAUAUCAAGGGAACUAAGAAAAGAUAGAACCGUGUGAACCUUUCGUCAUUAAUAUGCCAUUUUUAUGUACCAUCAGUCUCGUAGUUAGUCUAGAAUCCAUUGCCAUCGUUUGAAACUUCGAUUACUGGUAUUACCCAUUUACCUGAUACACUGAGUCAUUGCAAAUGAGUCGAACGUCAUGUAAUGUUGCUAGCAUUAUUCCUGCUUCAUUAAGAUUUAUCAAUAGUCGUUUCAUUAAUUUUUUUCGUAAGUUUGUGCAUUAGAAACACGCAAAUCAUGUUUAAAUUAACUUUUAUAUUUUGUUUAUUUAUUAAAUAAUAAAGAG
Molecule: messenger RNA, 5034 nt
Organism: Hermetia illucens (black soldier fly)
Lineage: Eukaryota; Metazoa; Arthropoda; Insecta; Diptera; Stratiomyidae
Exons: 11
Coding region: 1194-4736 (1180 amino acids)
Cellular component (GO): extracellular region
Molecular function (GO): chitin binding
Source: RefSeq, a predicted model, not a curated record